Bombus terrestris (buff-tailed bumblebee) is the source of this 5071-nucleotide messenger RNA. RefSeq names its product GDP-D-glucose phosphorylase 1. The transcript has 4 exons. Gene Ontology annotation, molecular function: GDP-D-glucose phosphorylase activity. Lineage: Eukaryota; Metazoa; Arthropoda; Insecta; Hymenoptera; Apidae. Gene Ontology annotation, cellular component: cytoplasm. Gene Ontology annotation, biological process: glucose metabolic process. The record is from RefSeq and is a predicted model, not a curated record. The coding region runs from base 717 to 1325 and encodes 202 amino acids.
UAAUGUCUUCUUUUAAUUUCUUCUUUGUUAAAUUUUGUACUAUUAAUUUUUUAUUAAUGUAUUAACCCUUUGCACUCCUAUGUCGAGUAUGACUCAACAUCAGUUUUUAUUUCAGGAGCUACUUUGUCGAGUCUCACUCCACAUUCUUUCAAUUCCACCUUUUUUUGUGAAAUGUGCGAAAGAAAACAAGGAUUGCAUCCUGGAAAUUGUUUCAAGAUACACUUAAUACUUACAUACAUAAUACAUACACUUAAAAAUUACAAAAUACAACAAUAGCGUGAAUAAAACUGGUAUUUCAAUGAUUUUGUUUCUUCCUUUAUUUAUUUAAAUUGUCUUAUUUUUUAGUUAAAGUAAAUUUCAAAUAAAGCACUUAAAAGCGUUAGGAGCUGCUGGUAACAAAAUUGAAAUAAAAUUUGGAGUGCAAAGAGUUAAACAUAUUUUCUAAUAUAAUAAAGAUAUCAUGCCUUAAUUCUUUAAAAAAGUCAUAUCAUAACUUUCAUGUAACUAGUGUUACAGUAAUACAAUGAUAUUGUUAAUUAAUAAGAUCUUAAUGUAAAAAAAAUUAUGUAAUACUAUCAUAUUGUAGAUUAAAAUACCUAAGAUAAAAGAUAAAAAAUAAAUAUUUAACCACAUAGUUUAUACCUAAAAUAGGUGUGGUUAGUUGUGCUAAAUGAUUUCAUAUUAUUUAAAUCUACAUAACAAAAUCCGACACAGUGAUGUCCUACAAUUCUUCUACUGAAGCAAAUUGUGUUUGUAGUAAAGAUAUUAAAAAAGAUGAGGAAUCUAAUUUUGAUUUGGUUUUAAAAGAAAAGUGGAUGGAAGCCCAGAAGAAUGAAGUGUUUCGUUAUAUAUUAAACAUUCAAGAUUCGAAAAUAUUGGAAGGCAAAUAUCACUUUUUAGUCCAGCUAAAUAUUGAUCGCGGUUAUAAAAGAAGAUUUCCAGAAAAUAUUAUUUCAAUGAACCAACCUUUCAAUGAGAAAGAUUUUAACUUUACAAAACUUGUGUCAGAAGAACAAAUAAUGAAUUUAAAUAAUACAGACAAAGAUGAUAUAACUGCAAUUAAUGCUAGUCCGAUUGAAUACUGUCAUUCUCUGCUGUUGCCACAAAGAUGUAAACAAUUACCUCAACUUGUAACAAAACAUAGCUUAGUGAAAGCUGUUGAGUUGUUUUCCUUGAGUUUGUCUUCAUACAUCAGGGUGGCUUUCAACAGUCUUUGUGCUUUUGCAUCUGUGAACCAUCUUCAUUGGCAUUUAUACUACUUGAAAUGGAGGAUGUUACUGGAAUAUAUUGGUGGUAAAAAGGUGUUUAAGUAUACUUAUACUUAAUUAUAAUUAUAUAUAUUAUAUACUUGAUUGAAUGCUGAAUGAGGGAGCCAUUUUUUAUUGAUAUUCUUGCUGUUUUUAUAUAUAUAGUGAAUUGGGUAGUUGCUAUGUCAAAGAAUCAAUCGAUUGGAAUAGGGCAGUCAUCACGAUAAUCACGAGUAUCAGGAUAUUAUUAUAAACUAUGGGUGCUUAAUAAGAAUGUUAUGUUGCUAUGACAGAGGGGACACAUGGUACUCUGUUACUUCCAAUUGUAUUGAUUUCUUUGUGACUUAAACACUCAUAAACAAUUGAAACAUUUAAUUAUAAAUAAAUGGAAUAACUCUAGAAAUAACUACUUAACAGGAAUGGCAUUUCUUGAAUUAAAAAACAUUUAUUAUUUCUUUAUUAAAAUUUCAUAAAUCAACAAUUUCACAUAUCGUUUUUUUUUAUUUUUUUUAUAACUCGCGAAGCCAAUUUUAUUUACUAAAUAUUGUAAUAAUGAUAAUAAUGCACACGGUGAGCAAGCUAAAUUAUACAGUUGUAUGUACAAAGAAAAUUUAAAAGAAAAGUUUUUAGUAUUUAUAUGAACAAAAUGAUGAGUCAAUAAUCGUAGCUUUUGUAUAAAUCAUUAUUCGCUGUCAUAAAUAAAAUGUGUACAAUUAUCAUGGUUAGAGGAAAUAUAAGAAAUUUUUUGACUAUACAGUAGUAGUACGUUUAUCCAAACGACUCGAGAAACAAGAUCAUUUGGAUAAUAAAAGUUCACUCGCUACCUUUAACAGUUACUCUUAUUAUAGUAGGAUAGUGGAUACCGGAAGGUAGUGACUCUACCUCUCCAUAUGAUUACUUAUGUCUUGAAAACUAUUUAACUCUUAUUACUAUUUAUUUGUAUAAUGGCUGCGUGAUAUUCGUUUUAUAUCAGUUACUACAAAAUAAAUGAAUAAAUAAAAUUUCAAAUAAAUGAAGAGGGUAAUGAAGUCGAUUUAUAAUGCUCAGGUCUGCCACGAUAUCUUAGCUUGGUGCUUUCGCUCGGAGUGAAGUUUUGGCUUGACUUUCAACGAGCUCUUAUCGAAUUUUUAAUAGAACACUGGAUAAGUAAUGAUGCUGCACUAUACAUAAGAAAUAAAAUUAUUCAUAUAAAUUGUAAUAAAUGCUAUGAAUAUGAAGCUAAUGCAGAACAAGUAGUGAAAACAAUAAAUUAUAAUUUAAUAAAUUUAUAUAUGCUUGUGGUUUCCCUUCAUAUCAAGUUGAAAUGAAGCAGCAAAUUUGAAACGUGCAGUAUAUAUCUAACGUUUAGAGUAAUACUCAUUAAAAAUAUCCUCAAACAAACCAGAUGGGAAACUAAAGCAUAUACGCAAAAGCAUAAAAAAUUGGCUAAAAACUGUAACAUUUCUAGUUUUAGAUUGUUGUGCAAAAAACUUCGACCCCAGAUCCACAGAAAAUCUAUGGGAAUUAUUAAAAAGACGAAUGUGUGAUUCGUAUGUUCCAUCGCUAUCAUCGGUCACUCAUUGAAUUGCAUAAUAGAAUUAAUAGAAGCAAUGCGAGCGAAAAUGAGGAAGAACAAGAGGACUAAAGUGGUAGGAUGCAGAAUACUGGGAAACGAAAAGGCACUGACAACAUGUCUUGGGAAUGCUAAAAAAGUAAAACAAGUAUGACAUAAGAAGAGUAUAAAAGUAUAAAGAGCAGAAAAAGAAGAGUAUAAAAUAUUAUGCAAAGAAAAGAAGAACAAAGAAAAACAAAGGCAGAAAUAUGGGCAUAUGUUAAUAAGAAGAGAAAGAAGAAAAGCAAGACAAGUGCUCAUAUAAAGAUGGAAGAGUGGAAAUAACAUUUCAAUGACCUAUUAUAAGAUAAACAAGGGAUAUGCAGGAGAAUUAGAAGAAAGGGAAAUAGAGGAUUAAAUAGGAAGAAUAAACAAGAGGAAAGCAGUAAGCAGAGACAAGAUAAAAAUGAAGCAUGAAUAUAUGGUGCAGGAGAAGCCAGAAGGAAACUAAAAGAAAUAGUAAGAACAAUCUGGAAUGAAGAAGACCUCUCAAGAGAUUGGAGAAAGGGAGAAAUAACAGCCAUAAAUAAAAAUGGUAGUAAACAUGAAGUAUAUAACUACAGAGGGCUAUUACUAUUGAACACUGCGUAUAAGGUUUAUGCAAUGAUGUUAGAAGAAAAACUAACGAAAAAAGCAGAUAAGGAUUAACGUUAUUACAAAUCGAUUUUCACUACGCCAUGCCGUUGAAGAUUAUUCUCCGUAUCACCAUAAACGAAAACACAAAAGGUGAAAGAAUAGAAUGUGUAGAAUCUAUAAGAAAACCAAAAGAUGAAGUGAAUUAUGUUUUUUCCGCUGGAAUAUCAAUCAAGAAGUUAUCAUCCUAGAUUAUUCAAUUCAUCAAUUGUUAAGAACGCCUCAAAAAGUGUAUCCAAGGUAGGCCAAUAUAGAAAUAUAUCACACUCACGAUGGAUGAUGAGACUGCGACGUCAUACAUUGAUACGAACUUAAACUUUAUAUUUCAAAAUACCUACUUAGAAGAAUCAGAAAUCAUCUCAAAAAAGGAAAAUAAAGACUGAAAGUAAAUCUAGUUUUGACAUGGAAAGACUUUUGGAAAUUCUUCAAAAACUAGAUAAUUAUAAAAGAGAAGAAACGUACUUCGCUUUAAAGCAAUUUCAUGGGACUCAAAAAGCCACAGAUUGGAUGUUAAACUAUGAAACAGAGUGGGAAAAAUUCAAGAUCCAAAUUAUGAGUAGAAAAUCAAGUGCUUGAAGAUGUAUUUGGAGAAAAUAGCACUGGAGUGGUAUCAAACAAAUCUGUUGAAGAACAAAUAAUAUAAUUGGGAAGAUUGGAGGACUUCAUUUUUCAAAGUUUUCAGCAAUAAAGUUUGGUCUUCAUCACGAUACGUGUAUAAUUUCAAAUAUAUUUCAAGUUCGUUCGUUGAUUACGCUAAAAAAAAGAACGCUUAAUAUUUGAAAAAGAGAGGAAGACUAUUGAAAACACAAGAAUUGGUUUGAUUGUUAUGAGAUUAUCUAUUCACAUUAAGGAUAGAAUCGAUAAAGAAACGAUACUCAACAGAUGAUUUGAUAAAAAUUUUGGGACAGUAUGAAGAUAAUUAUCACAAAAAAAUUCAAUAACGAAGUUCAGAUGAAAGGAAAAGAAAUGCAGAAGAUGAAGGUAUGUCUUGAUAGAAAUUAAAAUCUAUCAUUCGCGAAACUAGCUUUUGUGAAUCACUGAAUUUUCCUGGCCGAUUCCAUCCGGUAGAAUUAUGCAGGAACAUAAACAAGAAUGUUCAGAAGAAUUUCAAACAGGUAAAUUCACUUGAGAUAUUCGCAUCCGAAAACAAGAAGUCAAUAAGAUUGGAUGAGAAUGAAAAAACUAAAAACCCCGGAGAAGUAUAUAAACCAUUGAUAAAACACCGAGUUAGAAUCAAUGAUCAGAAAGAUGUUAAAGGUGUUUAUGACACUGGAGCCAAUGCAAGUUCUAUUAACCAAAAGAUUGUUGAUCAAAUAAAAGCAGAUCUAACCGAACAUAAGAGUAUUUUCAAAACUCAGUGGCAAUGACUCACGAGUGUCCGGGCGAAACCGCGAAUGAAGAUAAAUAAAAUAGAAGAAAUAAUGGAUGUUUUUGUGGUACGCAACGAUAAGUUCACAUACCACCUUGUCCUAGGGUUGGACGCCAUAAAAAGUUCAAAUUAAUACAAGAUAAGGAUUUGAGAAUUGCUCAAAAAGUUAAAAAAAAUUGUUAUAGAAAGAUAGAUCACAAAGAAGAAGAAAUAAUAUCCGGGAAAAAUAAA